Messenger RNA from Lodderomyces orthopsilosis Co 90-125, 1398 nucleotides. RefSeq lists its product as uncharacterized. The coding region runs from base 1 to 1398 and encodes 465 amino acids. Lineage: Eukaryota; Fungi; Ascomycota; Pichiomycetes; Serinales; Debaryomycetaceae. The transcript has a single exon. The record is from RefSeq and is a predicted model, not a curated record. Gene Ontology annotation, molecular function: iron ion binding; 2 iron, 2 sulfur cluster binding.
AUGACUCCAGCUCAAGUUACUUCCAGACCAGACUUUGGUGCAUCUCAAUUAUCACCCGACGCAACAACAACAAAAACAACAACAGCAGAUGUUAAAGUUACCACAGCGCAACCACCAUUGUUAGCUGGUGAACAUACCUUACCUGCAAGUUGGUGGUUUAAUGAAAACAUCUUUAAUUUAGAAAAGCGAGCCAUAUUCCAUAACUCAUGGUUAUUUUGUAUUCAUAAAUCAAGAUUCACCAAACCGGGAGACUACUAUUCUUUUCAAGUUACUGGGAUCAAAUUUUUUAUAAUCAAGUCAAGAGAUGGGGGGUUGAAAGCGUUCCAUAAUGUUUGCCGUCAUCGUGCGUUUCCCGUUGUUCAAAAGCAAUCAGGUACCAGUACUGUCCUCACGUGUAAAUACCAUGGAUGGAGUUACAACUCCAACGGUAAAUUAUCCAACGCACCUCAAUUUGAUAAUGUCGAAGGAUUUGACAAAUCAGAAAACUCCUUAUAUCCAAUCAACAUGCAUGUAACUCCACAAGGUUUGGUGUUUGUUAAUUUCAGUAGAGAUCCCAUGCCAUUUGAUGAUUGGUUUAGUGGCUUGACCACUGAAUUGAAUGAAUUUGAUUUUGAUGAUUAUGAAUACCAUAUGAGUUAUGAAUUACAUGGAGAUUUCAAUUGGAAAACAUUGAUGGAUGGAUAUCAAGAAUGCUAUCAUUGUCCUGUUGCUCAUCCUGGAUUGAAUUCUGCUUUCAAGAUGGAGACAUAUAAAGUUGUUCCCAAAAAUAGAUAUUGUCGUCAUUAUGCAACUAUAGUUAGAGAAGAGCCGAAGGAGGAGAAAGAGAUAGUCAAAGAAAGUUCUUCAUGGUUUGGUUUUGGUAAGAAAGGGACACAAGAGGCGGUUGCUCCACCACUGAAGAGGUCUAGUGGUAAUAAAGGUGGUGAGUUUGAUGGAUUAUGGGUAUACUUGUUCCCCAAUAAUGGAGUCAAUUGUUACUCUCCAGCAUGGUACUCAAUCCGAGUAUUGCCAUUAAGUGCCACCAAAACAACGUUACAAUAUGAUAUUUAUACCAAAAAGGGAAUAGAUGAAGCAACCAAGACUGAAUUUGUUGAUUUUUUACAACAAGUUGAAAUUGAAGAUUAUAACUUGUGUCAAUUGACACAACAAAAUUUGAAUGAAGGAAUUUAUAGUUCAGGUUAUUUACACCCCCAAAAGGAAAAUGGCGUCUUGUAUUAUCAAAAUUUGGUUAGGGACGCUAUCAAGAAACAUCUUGAAUUGGAGAAUGCAAAUGGAGGUAGACCAAUUGAUCCUGCUGCUAUUCCUGGACUGAAGAAGAAUAAAGAUCUUGACGAAUUGGAAGGAAUUUGUCAAUCACUUGAUUGUGCUAGUGGAAAACGAAGUGAAUUGAACUGGUGA